AUGCCAAUACCAGUGACACAGCAGGAGAGCAGAAAGCCCAGAGGCAGGCCAAUGAGAACGAUCAGAGUUGAAGAAGAGCCAGAAUUUGAACAAAUUGCCGGAAAGAACGAGAAUGUGAUGAACCAGGCUAGCCAACACCUUCUGGCAACAGCGUACGUCGCACCUCCGAAAGACGCGAUUAUGCCUUGGACGGCAGUAACUAAAGCGGACGAUGGAGCAAUUGAUUUAGCGUCCGCUAGCAGAGGUCAAGUAGGUGAGAUUGAUCCGUACAGGGCUUACGCCUUCGAUGGCCCUUGCCACGCGCCACUAUACCGACGGCUAUACUGCAUCGAUCUUCAAGACUCAGCAGAUGUAAGCAAAUGGGCAGAACAUCUGCGAUGGGCGUUUGCGCAAAACACGCUCUUCCACUACCCAUGUCGCCCUGAUGCUUGGGACGAGAGUGCAAAACACAAGGAACGCAUGGUGCAGAUUCGAAGUGACCAGAACUGGAUAUUGGAGGGAUUUCUGGAGGAAUAG
Messenger RNA from Alternaria atra, 516 nucleotides. RefSeq lists its product as uncharacterized. The record is from RefSeq and is a predicted model, not a curated record. Lineage: Eukaryota; Fungi; Ascomycota; Dothideomycetes; Pleosporales; Pleosporaceae. The transcript has a single exon. Bases 1 to 516 code for a protein of 171 amino acids.